Molecule: messenger RNA, 1900 nt
Organism: Acanthopagrus latus (yellowfin seabream)
Lineage: Eukaryota; Metazoa; Chordata; Actinopteri; Spariformes; Sparidae
Product: GTPase IMAP family member 4-like
Exons: 5
Coding region: 327-1469 (380 amino acids)
Molecular function (GO): GTP binding
Source: RefSeq, a predicted model, not a curated record
CACGUUGAGUCUCAGAGAUAUAUUAUUGUGCAGCUUUAAGUGUACUUUGAGUGAAUUAUCCUUCAUACUUUAAAUAAACAUUUAAUCAGACGAAACUUGAAUAUACUUAAUUAUUUUCAAAUAGUUUAGUCUGUCACGUGUCAUGAAGUUGACUUUACUUUCACUUUCAUCUCUGAUUUUCUCUCACGGUGAUGGCGCAGCAGAAAGUUCCGCCGGACAGUCGGUGACUCAGAGCUCUUUGACUUCACCCUCAGAGUUCAGAGGACACAAAGCAGCAGCACUGACACAACAGAACGAGUCUCUGAUCUCUGCAGCACAGUGACAUCAUGGCGGCUGCAGGAUCUGGUGCCCAGAGGCGCAGCAGGAGCCCUGAACGUGUCCGUCCCAACUUUACAGGUGAACAUCAACCACAUGCAGCUGCUGAGGAACAGAGUCCAGCGUGUCUCAGGAUCGUGCUGGUUGGGAAGGAUGGCAGUGGAAAAAGCUCUUCAGGAAACACCAUCAUAGGAAGAAAGGUGUUUAAAGCUGAAUUAAACCAACAUUCAGUUACCAAACACUGUCAGAAAGAACUUGGUGAAGUGAACGGUCAGCCUGUGUUUGUGGUCGACACUCCCGGUCUGUUCGACACAACUCUGAGCCAUGAAGAGAUCAAUAAGGAGAUGGUGAAAUGCAUCAGUCUUCUUGCUCCAGGACCUCAUGUGUUCCUGUUGGUCAUGUCAAUUGGCAGAUUUACACAAGAGGAGAAGGAAACAUUAAAACGUAUCCAGGGAGCCUUUGGGAAGAAUUCUGAAAGGUUCACCAUCAUUCUGCUUACUGGAGGAGAUCUACUACAACGUGAGGAGCUGUCCAUUGAAGAGUACAUUGAAAAGAAAUGUGAUGAUUCAUUUAAGAAUCUGAUCCGUGACUGUGGAGGAAGAUAUCACGUGUUCAAUAACCGGGAUAAACACAACCGCAAGCAGGUCGAUGAGCUGAUAACCAAGAUUAACACCAUGGUGAAGACAAAUGGAGGCAGCUGCUACACUAAUAUGAUACAGAAAGAAAUGGAGAGGAUCCUGAAGGAGAAAGAAGAAGAGAUGAAGAGAGAGAAGGAGGAGCUUCAAAGAAAACAUGAGGAGGAAAUGAAUGAAAUGAAAAGAAGACUAGAAGAACAGAGAGCACAAAUUGAACAGGAGAGAAAGGUGAGAGAAAAACAACUUGAAGAGAAGGAGAAAAGCAUCAAGGAAGAACGUGAGGAGAGAAAGAAAGAACAGGAAAUCAGAGAAGAAGAGAAGAGGAAGAGAAAACAAGAGGAAGAAAGUCAGAAACAGAAGUGGGAACAGAGAGUUGAAGCUUUGGAGCAAAAAAUAAAAUCAGAGACAGAAUCAAAGGAAAAUAUUUACAAAAAACUGGAGGAGAGCAGAGAAGAGAUGAGAAAAGAACGAGAGAACUGGGAGAGAAAACAAAUACAAUUGUGGGAAAAACGAGAUUGAGAAGAUGAACAGAGACGACAGAAGGAACAAGAAAGACUGAGAAAGCUUCAAGAAGAAUAUGAACAAAUAAGAGAAAGUGAUGAAAAGAGGAGAAAAGAAGAGGAUCAAAUCAGAAGAGAACAAGAGGAAAAAGAGAAGAAAGAGAUUGUGGAAAAAGAGCGAUCAAGAAUUGAAGAGGAGAGAAAAGUGAGAGAAAAACAACUUGAGGAAAUAAAGGAAAAUAUUGAGAGGGAGCGUGAGGAGAGAAAGAAAGAACAAUCAAUGAGGGAUGCAGCAGACAGGAAGAGAAAACAAGAGGAAAAAACUCAGAGACAGGAGUGGAAACAGAGAGUUGAAGCUUUGGAGCAAAAAAUAAAAUCAGAGGCAGAAUCAAAGGAAAACAUUUACAAAAAACUGGAGGAGAGCAGAGAAGAGAUGAGAAAAGAGCGAGA